AUGGUAACCGCCUUUCAGAAAGGCUUAAACACCACAGGACCUAACAUUAAAGGCUUAGCAAAAAAAGUUACAUUUUCCAAGAAAAUCCAACCUAUACAAUUGCCAGAACAAGAUUAUGAAGUACCAGCAGGCACAAAAGUUACUACUGCGGGUUGGGGCAAAACUGAGCAUCGAGUCAACUAUACUCCGUUCUUACUGGAAAUCUCCACCAAAAUCAUAGACAGUCAAACUUGUGAAAAACUUUUUUCCUCGACGAAGGGCGUAAAAGUUACAGAACGAAAUAUAUGUGCCGAAAACUUCAAAGAAAAGAAAGUUGCAUGCGGUGGUGAUUCAGGUGGACCACUAGAACUAAACGGCACGUUAAUUGGCGUUGUAUCAUGGGGUGAUUGCAAUUCACCUGCAGAAGUUGUAGAGAAGUAUACUACAGUUUUUAGCGAUGUUAGGGAUUUUAUACCAUGGAUCAAAAAACAUGCUGCCAUCUAGUGUAAAUAUUCUUUUCACAAAAAGUUUUUAUUCACAUAAUUGUCUAAAAAAUUCCAAAAUCAAUAAAGAACUAUCAAACAUAAUAAAA
Molecule: messenger RNA, 571 nt
Organism: Diabrotica virgifera virgifera (western corn rootworm)
Lineage: Eukaryota; Metazoa; Arthropoda; Insecta; Coleoptera; Chrysomelidae
Product: trypsin-7-like
Exons: 4
Coding region: 1-483 (160 amino acids)
Biological process (GO): proteolysis
Molecular function (GO): serine-type endopeptidase activity
Source: RefSeq, a predicted model, not a curated record